AUGAACUAUAUCCCCGCUAGUGGGAGGUUCAGUGAUGGCAAACUCGUUAUUGACUAUCUCUCAGAAUAUUUCGAGCUGCCUGCCGCCCCUGCGGCCUUCCAGCCUGGCAUCAACAGCAGUGCCGCCCAAAGCGGACUCAACUUCGCCAGCUCAGGGGCGGGUGUGCUGGACACCUCUACUCCAGACAAGGGUUUCCCACUCUCCAUGCAGCUCUCAAGGUUCUCGGAACUGGGCGGGCUGCAAGCAGCAGAGCAACAGUCCGACUUCCCCCCUCUCGCCAUCGUGUCUAUGGGCACCAAUGAUUAUAUCGCGUUUCUUGCAAAGGGGAUCGACAUGGGCCGUCAGAUGGACCCCUCUGAGCUGCUACGACUGGCUGAGAUCCUUCCGCAGUUGCAGCGCCUGGUUACCGCUGUUGUCAGGGGGAUCACCGAUGCUGUGCGGACCCUGUAUGCCUCUGGCUUUCGCCACUUCCUUCUUUUCGACACGCUGCCAAUCGGCUGCACCCCCCUCAGCCUUGCAACCAUUGCUGAAGCCCAGGGCCAGCUUUUAGACGAGCCUGCCCCCUCGUACUGCAGCCCUGCACACUACCACCACUUCGACUCCAUGUCGACCGCCCUCAAUCUUCGCCUGCCUCGCGCACGCGUCCCCUCCCGUGCCCUCAUCCUGCUGAUCGCAGCCGUCCAUUUCCUGGCUUGGGAGUGCCGCGCUGCGGCCCGUUCCCCCGUAGACGAUGCCCCGUGGCCCGCGCAACACGGCCUGAGGGGACGAGGGCUGGCUGGCGCAAGCGCGUCAGCCCCAGGCGCUGCUAAGCGGGGGGAGCGCAAUUGCGCGCUAGCGCGCCCUGGUCGCAAGUUCGGUGCGAUCUACACGUUUGGCGACUCGCUCGCUGACGUCGGGAACAACAACUAUGGCGGGCCGCUUUUUUACCGCGCGAAUUUUCCUCCCUACGGGAUGAAUUUCAUCCCCGCUAGUGGCAGAUUCAGCGAUGGGAAACUCAUCAUCGACUAUCUCUCGGAAUAUUUUGAGCUGCCCGCCGCCCCUGCGGCUUUCCAGCCUGGCAUCAACAGCAGUGCCGCCCAAAGCGGACUCAACUUCGCCAGCUCAGGGGCGGGAGUGCUGGACGCCACGAAUGUGGGGCAGGUCUUCCCUCUCUCUGCGCAGCUCGCACGAUUUUCAGAGCUUGGCGGCCUGCAGGCGCCAGCGAAGCCCUCAAGACCGGCGCUAGCGAUCAUAUCAGUGGCGACAGACGACUACCUCGUGUUCCUCGCCCGCGGGGACAGCACCCAGUCGCAGAGCCUCAUUGCCGCUGUGAUCGCCGGGAUUGCCAACACCGUCCAGACCCUCUAUGCUGCGGGCUUUCGCCAUUUCCUGCUUUUCGACACGCUGCCUAUUGGAUGCACCCCCAUCGCCCACGCCACACUUGCUGAGUCUCUCGGCCAACCAUCCAAUGUGCCUGCACCUUCUACCUGCAAUCCUGCAGUGAAUCAGCUUACAGCGGGGCACAGUGCUACUCUUGCUCUGGCAUUGAGUGGUUUAAGGGAUGAGCUUGAAGGUGCUACAGUAGUGUACGCUCGGACCCACGCGCUUAUGCAGGCUAUUGUGGAGACGCCUCGGGAUUACGGGUUGAAUGUGGGAACGUCCGCGUGUUGUGGUGCCCCUCCUCCAAUCAACGGUCUCGUGCAAUGUGGAACGUCGAUCUUCAUAUCCAACGGCACGCAAUCCUCCACACCUGCAACGCUGUGUGCCGACAGCCAAUCGCGCGCCUUCUGGGACUUCGUGCAUCCAUCGGAGGCAGCCAAUCAGGUGGUGGCUCGAGCUCUUGUGUGUGCGCUGCAAGCCGGAGUGUGCGACGCCGAUUUGGUUACGUUUGCAAACAGAGACGACUGUUAUCGCCGCAAGCCGUGA
This is a messenger RNA of Closterium sp. Naga37s-1, 1905 nucleotides long. Lineage: Eukaryota; Viridiplantae; Streptophyta; Zygnematophyceae; Desmidiales; Closteriaceae. The record is from the annotation of a GenBank genome assembly.